Molecule: messenger RNA, 7608 nt
Organism: Naegleria lovaniensis
Lineage: Eukaryota; Heterolobosea; Eutetramitea; Acrasida; Naegleriidae
Exons: 4
Coding region: 1-7608 (2535 amino acids)
Biological process (GO): calcium ion transmembrane transport
Cellular component (GO): membrane
Molecular function (GO): calcium channel activity
Source: RefSeq, a predicted model, not a curated record
AUGUCCUCACUGGGCACGAAUUCACUCCUGAUGUAUGCAUCGCGUGCAGCGGCAUCAUCAGGCUCUCAACAAAAUUCAGUCAUGUUGGGAGCGGCUGGAUCGGGAGGAGGAGCAGUCUUGGUUCCGGUCAGUGAAAUAUCAUCAUCAACGACGGCUAGUGCAGCAACCAAUAAUCAAGUGCUACACUAUGGAGAUGUUCUUUCAUUGGUGUAUGAGGAUGAAAAAUCUCACAUUUCUGUUCGUGGAUUGAAUCCCAUUCGAUGUGGAUGUGUCAAUUUUCAAGAGAGUUAUAAAGCACCUCUCAAAGAAUCAUUGUUUAUGGUCAUGAAAGGUGGUUCUUAUUCAGCAUUGAAACGAUACAAUGAAUUUAUGGAAAUGAAAACAGUCACAACAACUGGCAUACAUGAAAUUAUUGCCUCCUCGAGGAGAUCUUCAGCUAGGUUCGGGAGAAAUGUGGCUGCCAUGGUCAACACCAAUGCAGAAAAGAGUUUGGAAUCGAAAAGACUCAAAACCAAGAUGCAACGUGAGGAGCAACAAAACAAAAUUGAAGCUCAAAGGGAACUUGGAAAAGUUGUCACUUAUGGUGCUAGAAUACAGCUCUUGCAUUUGGAAACUCAGGAAUAUUUGACAGUACUUCGAACAAAUGCAGAGCUUGAAAAAGCUUGCAUUGGACUUUCAUUGGCUAGCAGUGGAAGUAGAACCUUCUUUCAAAUUUUACCACAUUUCAAAUUUAGAGCGGAGAAUGAACCUGUUCGUCUCUCUGAUAAGAUCAUUCUAUUUAAUGAAAAGUCAAAGCAUACACUCCACUGUUCACAACUCGUGUACAACAAGCCAGUAGUGAACAGAGAUAAUAGAAAUGAAGUGAAUGCAACUGCGUCCAAUUCUUCCAAUGUAUGGAGAAUUAAUCUUUUUUCUCCAUACUCUGCCCAUCUCUCCAAAACAUUGUUAAAGAUUGGUGACGUUAUUAGACUCUUCCACAAAGAUGCAGAAGGAUACAUUUUUCAACAUCAUGAACACAUCAAAUUAUUUACAGAUAAGAGUGCUCUUUCUUCCAUUUGCUCUCUUUUUGAAAUUGAAAAUUCAGACCGAUUCCGUGGUGGUUUUGCUAGAUAUAGCGUACCAUUCAGGCUCAAACACUUACCAACAGGAUGUUAUUUAACAGUUCAAAAAACUGAUGUCAUAGAUCAAAAGAGCAGUGACACUCUAAACGCAUCCGACAAUGGUUCCGUUACGUCACGGGGUGUUGGUGGCUGGCUAAAAAUUAAGAAAGGACUUAAACAAGUGUUGAGACCUUCAUUGACAAAGGAGCCAACCGAUGACACACUUUUUACAUUCCAUUCGCCGGAAGUUGGAGCUUCUGAUGCUGUCGGAUACGGUCAACCGAUUGAAAGACGUAACUUGGUAAGAAUUAGGCAUGUGAAAACAGAUACAUGGCUUCAUGCUUCCGAAAGAUCAACAAAGGACAUUAUUACUUCACGAAGUGGAAGUAUGUUUAGGAGUGAUUCUAAAUCUUCUUCUCGAAGAGCUUCCAUGUCUCCAACACUGGCCAUGUUGAAAGAUUCUUCCUUUUUUGUGGAUCUUUCAUUCGAAUACAGAAAAAAAGAAACAGAUGUCUUUUCUGUCAGCAUGUCUUCAGAGAAAGAAUUGAAAGAUUUUUAUGUUGUGAAUCAAGUUUUUAGAAUAAUUGGAAAUUUUAGAAAGAUGCUCAAAAAAUCAUCGACACAACAACCUCAAAGAAGUGACAUUGAAUCCGUUUUAGAAAUGUUGCGGUUUGUGAUUCGUUUUUGUACGGAAAGUGGAGAGCAAGAUGUCAUGAAAAGAGAAGGUAUUCCAUAUCCUGACAGGCAGUCUGCAUUCAGAGAUAUUGGUCUGAUUGAUAUCAUCAUGAAUAUUAUUCAAGAGUCGAUGAAUAUUUUUGGAAAAGAGGACAAAUGGGAUCAAUUGUAUCAGUACAGUUUCCGUUCCAUUAGACAAAUUACUCUCUUGCAUGUUUCCAACAGUUUAUACGUAUUUGAAAAGUAUUUCCAUGAAUUGCAGAACCAUAUUUUAGGAGAAUCUUCGAGUGUUGUUUUACAUCCAGCUAAAGACUUUUCAACAACCAUUGGUCACACGAACACACAACUUCUCAUUGGAAUGAUCAAGGACAAUAUGGAACUGUUGAAUAGUAUUACUCAAAAACAAAUUGAAGGGUUCUUUAAGUUACUUGUGGAAAGUGAUCAAAGAAACCCACUCUAUUUGGACUUGUUGAACAUUUUGUGUAAAUGUGAAGAGAGACCCAUUCAAAAGAACCAAAAUGAUUUGGUGUCACUUUUGAAAAAUGCUCUCGAAAAGAAUCCAAAUCUCUUCAUUAUUCCGAGCAUUGAGAAGGAUGACCCUGUUGUGAAAAUACCAUCUACAGGAGAAAGCAAAUCAUUGAAGAGUUUUAGCGAGACGGAACAUUUUAUUUUCAUGCUCACUUCCAUUCGUUUCUUUGCUUCGUUGUGCUCAGGAAAAAACAGUCUUGCAAUUCCCUUUAUUCAACAAUUGUUUCCCUACGAGUUAGUUUUGAAAUGUAUCCAAGACACUAAAGCACCUCUCUCGAUUCGGUCUGCCUUUGCAAAUCUCAUGGAAUAUUUGUAUGUGGACGCCAUUGGAAUUGAGGAACAACCUGCCAUCAAACUCACUAGAAAAUGGCUUGCCACAGGAGCUCAUAUCAAAUCAACGUCAUUCGAGGAAUACAGAGCUCGUCACAAGAAACUCAAAGACUUUAUUCAUGGACACUUUUUCGUAGCCGGUAAUCGAAAACUUUCACCUCAAUCCGAUCAGUCUUUCAAUUAUCAACUGAUCAAGAUUUGUUACAAGCUAUUCCUGUAUCGUGCUUAUAAUCCAUAUGGAGACGAUUUGGAACAGAAGAAACUCGAGAGUUAUCAGGACCAAGAAGAAAUUUCUGGCAUUGUAAACUCAUUACUCAAAAUGUUGAACUCGAACAAUGUUGGAGAAGAACACUUUAUUGAAUCUGAGAGUAAUAGAACCAUCAUCAAAAUCAAGAACAAAAUCAGUGACAUUAUCCUCUAUGUUUUAGAUAUGAGAAUUGACGUGCGUAUUUCAUUGUAUCUGGAUGUGUACAGCGCCAAAGAAAAAGAUGUCGAUAAUACUUCUAAUUUGGACACUAUUCUCUCCCGAGUCGAAGAAAAAAGCAAAAAGAUUCCAUUCUUCCAAUUUGAUUCGGAAGAGCAUAACUUUAUUCCAGCCAUGCUUUCAUUGUUACAGUAUAAAAACAAUGAAACUCCAAUUAAGGCUCUCAAAAUGUUAUUGAGAUCACACAUGCAAGAGAUUGAGUUGAAGAAUAACCUGGAACGUCUAGUAUUACUCACCUCUCCAAAACUUGUUCAAUCCUAUGAAACCAUUUUCAAUUAUUAUAACAAGCUCAAUAACUUGGUAAACAAUGCAACAUUCUCAGGAAGCAAACACGACUCCAAAGAAUACAAAGAAUUUAAGAGUACAGUGAACGGAAUUGUAUCUGAUGCCAAAAAGUAUGGACCGUCUGCUCAGAGUAUUUUGAGAAAUUUGCAAAUUCACGAACUCAUGAUUACCUGCCUCACAAAAACCUAUCCUGAGAAUAUCAAAUUCAAUAUUUUCCAAAAGGCAGUGUUGGUAUUGACAGAAUUUGUGAGGGGCAAUCCAGAGAAUCAAGUCGAGCUCUUCCCUCAUAUGCAAUUCUUUAUCAAUAUAUUUUCUGACAAAUUGGACACGAGUGAAUUACUUUGCGAAAUAGUUCGAGACAAUCGUGAUCUUUUGAUGAAUAUUGAUGAAAAACUGAUUCACAAAUAUAUUGACAAGGUUGGAGAUCUUGGAAAAUUGUCGUGGCAUUUGAACUUUUUACGAGUACUUACUCGAAUUGGUACAUCGAAUAUUCAGAGAAAUCAGGACAUUAUUGCCAUUUAUUUGAGUACUGAACGAAAAGAUAUCAUUGUUUUAUUCAACGAUGAUGCUGGAAUUGAAGAACGUAAGCAACGUAUUGAAAACAAGGAAUACAAGAUAUCUGGCUCUCUCCUCAACUAUCACAUCAACAUGCUCUAUCUGUUGUGUGAUUGUACUUUGGGAACUGUGAAAGAGGCUGAAGUGAAAAUUCAAUCCAUUCUCUCCUUUGAAGAUUGUCUCUCACUGUUAAUAUCUGAGAACUUGAUUCCAUUGGUGAGAGAUCCACUCAUGUCGCUCAUGAACGAACUCUACAUCAACACAGAGAAGAAAUCAAAUGAUGUUCUUACCAAUGCAUCUAUUUGGCGACUCUUUAAGCGUAUUUCACAAGAAAUCAAAUAUUAUGUGAGUUGUAAAGGUAGAAACACGUGCAAGUUAGAAAGAGACAUUACCUAUCAACUUCCACCUCUAAAGAACGACCUCCCUCAAGACGAUGACGAUAUUGAAACCGAAUUUUACGUGAGCGAAAAGUACAUUUAUUCCAUCGUAGUACCUCUAUUGAAAAAUUAUUUUGCCAACUACUUUUCGAAAGAAUCUGCAUCCAAAGACUCUGCAGAAAAUAUUAGUGAAAUUAUCAGUGACAUUAUUACACAAUUAAUUGAACUCUACACGUUCACAGCAAAUCCUAAAUACAGAGAAGAUAUCAGUGAUUGUAUUUUGGAAAUUCGUUCAAGAGCUGCAUUACCCAUUUCUAUUGAGACGAAAUUUAAAGAGCUCAAGAAAAAUAGAGCCAUUACAGUGCUAUCACCCAACUCUGUUCUCAAUCCAGCCCUGACCAUCAAUGCUGGAAAUGAAGAUGCUAAACGUUUCAAGGCAUUCAUUGAAACAUUACAUUUCCAAAGUAGUGAGGCCAUUUUCUCAAAACUUGCCAAGUCGUUCGUGGAACAAUAUGGAGGUCACUUUAAAUGUCUCAUUGAGGUUCUGCAAAGAAUCAUGACCAUUGGUAUCUCCAAAGAUUUGGUUGAAACCUUUGUGGGUGCAGUUGAAACCAUCAAGUAUGCCAUCAAAGGUCAGAAACCCGAGUUCGUUGUUGAUACUGGUAUUCCAGAGCUCGUUUUACAAUUACUCACUGCCGAGUAUGACAUUGUUUCACAUGCCCUUAAACUCUCUCAUGAAAUGUUAAAUUCCGUGGAGACUCGUAAAGUUGUGAACACCAUUGUCAGUAGUGGAAGCUAUGAAUCAUUCUUUGUGGCCAUUAGAAACCGACUACGUCAAUCGACCUACGAAGUCAAGGAACAUUUCUCCCUCAGAAAACGAAGUACCACUUCUUCCAUGUUUAGCAGCCGCAAAGACAACAGUCAGGCAAAAGAUGUGUUACUUUUCUUGAAACUACUUUGCGAAGGUCACUUUUUACCCAAUCAACAAAUGUUAUAUAAUCAACCUUUCAACUCGGUUCCUGUGAACUUGGUUUCCGAAUGUGUCGACUAUGUCAUUAGCUUGUUCAAGUAUUUGAGUAAUGACAGUGUUGAUAACUUUAUUCAGGCAUUUGACACUCUCAAUGAAAUGAUCCAGGGACCGUGUAUUGAAACUUCGAUUGAAUUGGCCUCCUCGACAAGAUUCUUGGCUGUGAUUAAUGAAAUUUUAGCGAGAAAGGUUCUUGAUCCUGAAGAUGGAGACAUUAUGGAAGUUCCUGAUGACAAUAUCAUUCAGAUUGAUGACGUCGAUUAUCAUUUGGAUGUAUUGGAUCAUGAACUUGAAUUAUUAGAGAAAAUUAUCAUUCUUCUUACCAGUAUGCUUGAAGGUGGAAACAAAAUCUCAAAGAAUUAUAUUAAGAAAACCAUUGAUUUCAAAGCAUUGUGCAAACUCAUGGUAAUAUUUAGAAAAGGAAACGUGGCCUUUAAAACCAAAUUGACCAGAAUUUUAACCAUUGAAAAGAAGCCAGAACUGCUCAAAGAAGCUCUCAGAAAAGCUCACAAUAUUGGUAUUUCCAUUUUCAUUUUGCUCAAAUAUUUAGAUUUUGAUUUUUCAAUCAUCUCCUCAGAAUAUUUGGAUUCGAAUGAGAAGAGUGUGGAUCAAGUCGAUGAAACUGGUAAAGUUUGGCUCAAAUACUACAACACAAAGGUUGGAACGAUUGAAGUUGUUCGUGACAAUGUGUUGGAAAAGGUGCAUUUCAAGGUUUUGAAACGUUGUAGGCAUUUACAAGAAACCACCAAAGACGAAUUUGUUGAGGCGUGUGAUAGAAGCUCACCUCAAACAAAAGUGAAAUCCCUCUUCGAUUGGACCUACCAAAUCGCUCGUGUGGAAAUGGCUCACUUGAAGAAUCUCAUGGACAAUCCAAAUAGUUUCAAUGCACGUGGUUGGAAGCUCACUGAAAAGUACUGGUAUCAUAUUCGACUUGGUGUCUUCUUACUGGCCGUUGUGAUUAACAUUUUAGUUCUUGCAACGUACACAAAACAAUUUGAUGUCAUUUCUGGACCUGUCAUUGUACCAGGAGUGCCAUUGACUACUCAGAGCCCACUCUAUCGAAACAAUUAUAAUUAUUUAGCUAUUGGAAUCAUUGUUGAAACGUUAGGGCUCAUUUUGCUAGGGUUGAAUAUUGGUCUUUCUGCCAUCUAUUUGUAUUUCUUCCUCACUUUGAAUAUUAAGAAGAAAUUUAAGCUGAAAAAGGAUGAAAAUUGGAACGAUAUUACCAAAACGAACCGUUUCAUUUAUAACUUUUUACUGUAUGCUUUACAAGACCCAUAUAUUUGGAGAAUUAUUUUAUUCUUCUGGGUGAUUGUGAUUGGAAUAUUUGUGACGCCUCUUGCAUAUAUUGUCUUGACGUUUGAAAUUAUAGCUCUUUCACCCGAUGGAUUGCUUGACAUUAUUCUUGCUAUCGGUCAAAACUAUGAAAAGUUACUAUACACUGCCGUAUUGACACUCUUCUCGGUAUUGUUACACACCUUCUUGAUGUUUAGCUUCAAAUAUGACCAAUUCAAGUUCAACAAUACCAUUGUGUGUACAGAAACUUUGACAUGUUUCAUGUCCAUUCUCAACUAUGGAUUGAGAGGUGGUGGUUUUUGGGAAGAUAUUACUGAUGCUUAUCCUCUUGAUGUACCUCGUAUCUUUAUUGACUUGUACUUUUCACUACUGAUUAUCAUUUUGUUAGUGAACGUUGUCUUUGGUAUUGUGCUUGACAGUUUUAGCGAAAGAAGAGAAGAAAAAGCAGAAUUGGAACAAGAAAAGACUGGAUGUUGCUUUAUUUGUUCACACAAAAAGUCACGAUUUGACGUUCGAGCCAAUGAAGGCAUUAGUUUCGAAGGUCACAUCAAACACGAACACAACAUGUGGAAUUAUGUCUUUUAUUUAAUUUAUUUAGAAAAUAAGGAUCCCAGCGAAUAUACUGGUAUUGAACAAUACGUGGCAGAGUUGGCCAACAAACAAUACAUUACCUUCUUUCCAACGCUUCGUUCCAUGACUUUGGAAAGAGCAGAAUCAGAUGAAACGGUGGAACAAAAAGAAAAUGCCACUCUCAAAGAUCAAGCAUUCAAGAUUGAAAGUUUACAACAUGCCUUACAACAUCACAAACGAUUUAGUUCGUACAUGAGUAAGGAUGAUGAAAUUGUGAAUUCCUUAAUGGACUCGAAAAACAGUCGAAGUGCGUCCAACGGUGUCCCUGGUUCUCAUCAUCGAGCACAUAUGGAUGACUAUUCGAAUUUGGAUUAUUUGUGA